AUGGACAAUCUAACUAUAGAGCAAUUAAGAGAAAUGCAGUGUAUCUUGCAAAAGCGAAACCAAGAAUUAGAAGAGAAGUUAUUCUCCACUUCAUUUGACGAUGACAAAGCAAAGCUUAGAGUGGCCUUGACCCUACUCAAAUUCACUGAAGACACCGACGAAUUUACCUUAUGGGAAACCAAUCUCAAAACAUGUACUUUGUGGAAGGAAAGUCCGUCUUCGACACGAAUACUACGCAUGCUACAGUACUCUACUCCAGCCUUAGAGAUCCGGCUCAGAAUAGUACGGCCUAAGCUGGCUUUGCUUCGCACCUCACUAGAGAUGCUCGAAAAGAAAGACCCAAACUCUAGACUGCUUGACUGGGAUAAUGUCCGGCCUAAAAUCAUCGAGAUCUUUAUGGAUCAAACUCCUGAGAGAAAGUGGAGACCAUACAAAGUAGGCGAAUACUUUGAUCUGAACAUGUGGAGUUUAGUAAUGUAUGCCGAGCUGACGCUAAAGACAGUAAGCUGGGCUCAAUUUGUAGCUGAAAUUAAUCGAGCACCGCCCCAUCCCAAACUUGGACGAAUGUUCGACCCAAAUGUGCCUGAGCUAGAUAGAUUCAAAGACAUAUGUUAUAGCAUUUAUCUAAAGGAACAAGAAAAGCCCAAGUCAAAAGGGCCCUACAGCCCCAAACAAGCCGCUUCAAAGCCACCACAAGCCCGCAACUGCAGCUAUUGUCACAAGAAAGGGCACAAAGAAUCACUGUGCUACUAUAAGAAGAACAAAGACUGUAACUCAUUUGACCCGAAAACAAGUCCUAAACACCAGGAGAAACCAAGAGCAUACGAGUUUCCAUAUAGUGAAAAGAUAAAGCUUAGAACCAAAGCUACCACGGAUGUUACAACCACCACCGGCAAACCAAUUAGAGAAUUGUGCGAAAAGUCACCAGAGUUUAACUCCCUAAAUUGGGGACUCUACAGGCAGCUAAUGCAUAACCAGUCGCCUGGGAAGUUUAAACACCACCAGCUAGAAGACCUCAAUGGGUUGGACGACGAGAAAGACUCGCCUUCGUAUUGCAUCGACGUCAAUACAAAAGUCCGUGGUGAUAGUAUAGAAAGAUAG
Messenger RNA from Nematocida homosporus, 1101 nucleotides. RefSeq lists its product as uncharacterized. The record is from RefSeq and is a predicted model, not a curated record. The transcript has a single exon. The coding region runs from base 1 to 1101 and encodes 366 amino acids. NCBI's taxonomy places the organism in Eukaryota, Fungi, Microsporidia.